AUGCAUGUUUGGUUGGUUUCGCUCGGGCUGAUUUUUAUCUCCUUGGCCUAUAGUGUUCGAAGCUCAGAGAGAUGUUAUCACGAUUGGGAUUGUUCCCACUACGGUCAUGGAGACGUUUGCUGUUCGUUGGGUUUCUGUAAGUUAAAAAAGUUUUGCGAGAGAUGCUCUGGGGAUCAGGAUUGUUCUUCCGGGAGUAAAUGUGGAGUAGAUGGCCUCUGUUAUGAGUCAGACUCGAAUAACUACUACUGCAACGGCGAAAAUGCCCGCUGUCUAGAAGGCCAUGUGUGUGAGGACGGGAAGUGUGUAUCUACCACUUCAAGACCUCCAUUAAUGGGAACUAAACUGAUUGGAACGGUAAUAAUCGUUUUUGUAUCGGUGGUAUUAGUGAUAUUCAUCAUUUAUUGCCUUAACAAGAGAGAUAAAAAACGGACUCGUGAUCGGGUACUCGCGACGCGAAAUGCCUGGCGAACAACUUUGGAAAGCCGGGAAAGUGUGGCAACAGCGCCAACUACCGUGACCGAAGUUGAUAUGCAAAUGGCCGGAGCCGGGGUUUCGAAUGGGGGUUUUGUGAUCGACUUGGAACAAACUUCUCUUCCUUUGCCGCCGGAUGCACCACCACCUUACAGUUCUCUAGAAUUCCAGCAACAACGUGAUGACAGCAAUGAUACAGAACAACCUCCACCGACUUACGACGAGGCUGUCAAGAAUUGCGAUCUUUAGCGAUGAUGGCCGAUCAGUUUGCUGUUGAUCUAAAUUCGGCUGCGUGGACUUCCACGAAAUCGUUGCUUUUAUUAAUUAAGAUGUAGCUGUUACACUUCCUGAGCUAGAACUUGACCACAAAAGAGUUAUUUUUUUUUUUCCUAUAUUGCGUGGUCAAAUUUUCAGUUGUUGAUGUUUGAAUCGAAACGACUGAAGCCACCAGAUCGAAUGUUACAAAUAACGAAUAUUUUUCGUCUGAUCCUGUUAUGGCAAAGAUGAUGAACCCACAAAGACGGCGCAAUUUAAAUAUACUGUUAUACAAAGUAGACGGAAAAAGUCUAUUUACUUUAUCUUUUAGCUGGGAAGGAUUCGAGCUAAAUCAGCAGUGAUCACUUCGGGGCGACAUACUGUGCGUAACUCUGUAGACUGUAAGAGAAGUUUAUAUAAAUCAUUUAAUCAGAAUUGGUGUCGUGACUUAAUUCCAUUGUUCCCUUUUAAAACCAACUUUGUCCUUGACAAUCAAAAUAAAAAUUUUUAAACAGGGCUUUUUGGCAAGAAUUUGCGUGUUCACAGAAAUUGGGUUACAUCUACAAACCCCCUCAACUCACACUAUUUAUUACGAAGUCUGUAAAAUUUGUUCUCAGACUAAUAGGUGAAUUUUUAUAACAGUAAAUACGUUUAAAAUUUGAUAAGAUCACUCGAUUUUCACCCAGAUUCAUUCCACGAUGUCAAGUUCGAACGCAUUUCAACUCCUUGAAAAAGACAUUACAUCAUAUUCUAAUCUUACUUGUGUUUCUAUGGCAACAGUGACGUAAUCGUGGAGAGAUUACAAGGCAAUUUCUAUUGAGACACAACUUACUUCGUUCAUUGUUUGUCACUCGAAAACGACUUUCCCGUUGUGCCAUUGUAGGGGACGCUUCGUGUUCAUGUAUAUUUGGUUGAUUUCGCUUGGGUUGACUUUAAUCUGCUCUACUUCCAACGUUAGUUCACAAAGAUGUCAUAUCGAUUGGGAUUGUAAGAGCAGUCAGAAAUGCUGUUUGGGCGACUGUGUUGACAAAUUUCUCUACUGCCCCGAAUGUAGAGUUGAUAGUGAUUGUCCAUUUACAUCUCAAACAUGUGACUCUGGCUCCUGCAAACGUUCUACCAUUACUUUAGCCCCUCUUCCAACCUGGAAUCCGCCGUCAACAGACGAAUGCACUUGGAAUAGUGACUGUCCUUUAAAUCAUCACUGCAGCUAUGAAAACCGUUGUGAGAGAAACUAUAGCACUGGUAGUUCUAGUGGGAGCUUUUGGUCCGGAAGCAGAACGAUUGGAAUAAUUUUCUUCGUCGCUGUUAGUGCAGUUCUUUCAUGUUUGUACCACAUGUGCAAACGAGCUCGCAAACCACCUAAUCGCGCACCAGUGACGCAAAAUGCACAGACGACAUCAGGACCCUCUGUAAACGAAGCCACGCAAGUAGAAAUGCACUCAGGGAGUGCUUUUUCUCACAAUAACACUGUGAUUGAUUUCGAAGAAAACUCUUAUCCUCCUUCUCCUCCUCCCCCUUUACCAGCCGAUGGACCACCGCCUUACAGUUCACUGGAAUUACAGAGUCAAGGAAAUCAUGUAAACGAACCUGAAUUACCACCUCCACCAAGUUACGAAGACGCUGUCAGGAAUUCUUCGAUGCCUGUGGUGUGA
Molecule: messenger RNA, 2378 nt
Organism: Pocillopora meandrina
Lineage: Eukaryota; Metazoa; Cnidaria; Anthozoa; Scleractinia; Pocilloporidae
Source: the annotation of a GenBank genome assembly